AUGUCAUCCAAUCAGGUUAAUACAAUGAGUGACAAUACUGAACGGCCACCAGUUGAAGUGACUGAUUGGAAUGAAUUAAUUCAAUAUGUACAAUAUUUAUGUCGUAAUACUGACAAAAAGUUUAAAAUCUGUAUGGUUGAUGAAGAACAAGAAGAAAUUCGAAUUGAAAAUAAAGAUGAAUUCGAUACAAAUGUUAAAUAUGCUCGAGAUCAUGGUCUUAAAUCACUUAUACUUAUUAUUUAUAUUGGUGAUGAACGUAAAUUUGAUGGAAUAUAUCAUAUACGUAAAUCAAAAGAAGAAUUAAAUAUUCCAAAAACAAGCGGUUUUCCUCUUGAUAAACUUCAAAAUCUUCGAGGAAAUGUUCUCGUUGAUAAAUGGUAUAUACCAGUUAAAUCAGAAGAAGCAUUAGGUGUUUGUCUUACUGCAGCAAUUAAAUUAGCACAAGAAGGCAAACUUGAUACAAAUGUAGAAUGUAAACAAUUUAUUGAAACAAUUGUGCCUGAAGCUUUUCGAAAAUUACAAACUACACAAUCAGUAUUUUCUUGGCCACGUGAAGUUCAAUAUGGAACAUUUGAUAUGAUAGAAUUAUUAAUUGAUUUAGUUGGUACUCGUCUUCGUUAUCCACCUGUACCAAUUACAUUAUUAAAUACACUUGCCAUAACAUUUGAUACAAAUACAACAUUUUCACAAAAACAUAAAGAUGAACAAUUACCAACACGUCGCAUUUAUAAAUUAGAUGAUGAAGAAUUUUUACGAAAAAGUUUUAAUAAUAAAACGGGAACAUAUGGUUGGCUUCGAUCAUUUAUCCAACGUUUCAUUGCACAAAAUGGUUUAAAAAAUCUUCGAGCUCAAUUUGAAUAUAUUAACAAUUCAAAAUCAACAACAACAACAGCAAUGGAAUACAAUUGUUUACUUAAAUUAUUUUCAAAAUGCUAUCAAUGUAUUGAAGGACGUCAUUUUCGUUUAUUAUUUACUCGAUCAAUUCGUCAAGCAAUUAAAUAUUUUCUUGACGCAAAAAAACACAAGGAUGAAUCAAGUACACAUUUAAAUGAAUUAAAUGAAACAUUAAUUGAACUAUGCUUUAAUUAUGAAAUGAACGAUGAAGUUAAUGCAAUACUUGAAUUAUUAACAGUACCCAUAAACGAUGACACACCAUUAUUAUCAACACCAAUUGCUCCAUUAAUAAUGCCAUUAGAACAAUUGACAAUAACGAAAAAAUCUAAAAGUCAGGAUAAUGAUGAACGACUUGCUGAAGAUAUGAAUUCAUUAACAAUGAAUAAUGGCGAUGCUGAACGAAAAAAUAUUAAAAAACAACGUACAGAGGAACAAGUAAUAACACCUUUAUUUUCACGCAAUCAUCCGACUGAUUGUACUACUGAUGAUUUAUUAUCAUCAUCAGAAAAACGUUCACUUAAACGAAAACAUCGUCGAGAACAACAACGUCAUAUUGCUAAAAAAGAAAAUAAACGAUCAAAUACUAUGCCAAUUAAAACUUAUGAUCGAUCAAAUCCAGAUGAUAUUAUUCGUUUUUUUGGACCCAUGACAGUAAAAGUUGGAAAUCUUUAUGAUCAGCUUCAAACAGCUACAUGUAAUGGAAAUAUACGUGAAGUUUUAAAAAUUGAAGAAAAACUUAAAUUACUUCGUCCAUAUUCGGCUCGUUUUGUUGCUGAUGAAAAUACUCCUGAUGGAACACCUAUGCAACCAGGACAAGUAUUUCGUAAAGGUUGGAUACUUCUUAAUGAUGGUUCUAUGCCAUGGUCAAGUGAAGAUAUACAGCUCGUCAAUUUAGCUGAUGGUAUUAAAGUUGUUAAACAACCUGUUAUUCCUGUUACUGCACCGCAUGAUCGAGUACUUAUAACCGUUGAUUAUAUGUGUGCUCAUGAACCAGGCACUUAUGAAAGUAAAUGGAUUCUUUCUUAUCGUCAUCAAACAUUUGGUCCAAUGAUUUGGUGUUCAAUAGAAGUUGGUUCUUCAACAGUAACAAAACCGACAAAUACAUUAAAAGAAACAUUCGAAGUAGUUGAUGUACCAUUACCAGCUUGUUUCGAUUUAUCAAAACCGUAUCAAUUAACAUCAAGCAAUAGUUCAUCUCGUUCAAGCUUUAUUUUGCCUCGUACAAAUUCCACGGAUACACAAUCGGAACCAUUAGUUGAUAUUUUCACAAAUUCAACAUCUAGUGAUAAUGAUAGCCUUUCAACUUUUAUGCGUUCACCAUCACCAAUAUUAACAAAACCAGAGGAAUCAUUAUUAAUUGAAAUACCCGCGCUUACCUCCACAAAUAAUAAUCAAGAACAUCAAGAAUCACCACGAUCAAGUCAAUCAAUGGUUUUUGUUGAUACGGUUGUAACAAAUAUAUUCAGUGUUGCUAAACAAGCAGGUUCAACAGCUAAAGCAAUUUUUAAUACAUUACAAGCAAAUGAUGAGACAACUCAAUCUCAUCAUCAUCAACAACAACAACAACAACAACAACGAACAUUGGUUAAUACAAGAAAUUCAAGUGUUGAUGAUUUUUUUGAACAUGUUGAUUAUAGUGAAACAACGAAUGGAAAUUUAAGUUUAUCAAAUGAUCCAAUGGAAAUAUUAAUUGAAAUGGGUUUUGUUAAUCGUGAAAAAAAUCAACGUUUACUUGUAGAAAACAAAAAUGAUUUAAACAAAGUCAUCGAGUUAUUAGCCGACGAUGACAAUGAUGAUGUAGAUUAA
Rotaria sp. Silwood2 is the source of this 2700-nucleotide messenger RNA. NCBI's taxonomy places the organism in Eukaryota, Metazoa, Rotifera, Eurotatoria, Philodinida, Philodinidae. The record is from the annotation of a GenBank genome assembly.